Messenger RNA from Spodoptera littoralis (African cotton leafworm), 1503 nucleotides. The record is from the annotation of a GenBank genome assembly. Lineage: Eukaryota; Metazoa; Arthropoda; Insecta; Lepidoptera; Noctuidae.
AUGGACGCAGAAUUAAAUACAAAAUACGACACAAAGGAUCUUAAAAUGGAGAAGAUGCCUGAAGAGAAACAAGAAGAGACAGACAAAUUGGUGAAGGCGAUAGGACAAUUUGGGAAAUGGCAGCUGAUGUUGUGGCUGCUGAUAGCUUCGCCAAUAAAGAUCUCAUCGGCAUGGCAGCAACUAGGGAUAGUGUUCAUAGCACCCGCUACAUCGUUCAUGUGUGAAGAAACGAAUCUAACGAAUAUCAUAGAAAUGAACACGUGCUAUAGUGAUUGUGUCAGUUACAACUAUUACACGGACUUUGAGAACACUAUUAUUUCCCAAUUCGAGCUUAUCUGCGAGAAAGCUUGGUUGUCAAACUUCACGCAGACAAUUUGCAUGUUCGGUGUCCUCAUGGGCAGCAUCAUCUUUGGUUUUAUAGCUGAUCGAUAUGGAAGACGUCCAGCGCUGUUAAUCUCCUGCAUGCUUCUACUAGUGACAUCAGUCGGGGAGGCAUUCUGUAAAGUUUAUUGGCUUUUCACUGCAGUCCGGUUCUUCAUAGGAUUAGCCACUGCAGGCACAAUGCUCUGCUCUUUCAUCUUGAUGAUGGAAAUCAUCGGGCCAAUGAAGAGAGAACUCAUGAACUGCCUCUGUGCUCUGCCAAUGCCUGUCGGACAAAUGCUGAUGCCACUCUUCGCCUACUUCCUCAGAUCAUGGAAUAACUUCUGUUUGGGCGUUGGAAUUCCCCAUGUAUUGUACUUGGCGUAUUUCUUCAUAUUACCAGAAUCUCCUAAGUGGCUAAUUUCGGUGGGCAGGCUUGAGGAAGCCAGUAAAGUUAUGACGCAAGCUGCUAAAUGGAACAAUCUUCCAACGGAUAACAUGUUAGACAUCGCCAAAAGUAUAGCCAGUGAGAAGGUUAACUCAACCGAGCCCCUUAGGAAAGCUACCUACUUAGAUUUGCUGAAGACGAAAGUACUCAGGAUCAACAUCUUCGGUUCCUGUAUGAUCUGGUUCGUGCUUGGUAUCAGUUACUAUGGUAGCAACCAGUACAUUGGACAGACCAGUUCCAACGUAUUCAUUUCUGUUCUCUUGGCUGGAGUAUUGCAGAUCCCUGGUAUCUUGCUGAGCGGUUUCUUCUGCCGAUACUUUGGAAGGAAGAUAACAAUGAUCAGUUUCUUGAUCGUGUGUGGAGGAAGCAAUGCUUUCCUAGUGGUCCCUGAAGACUGGUUCGCCGUCAGACUGACUAUGGGAGCCAUCGGUGUCGGGUGUGCUUCGGGAGCCUUCGCUACUAUGUACAUGUACACAACAGAAAUGUUCCCUACGGUAGCCCGCAACAUGGCUAUGGGAGCCUCGUCAACAGUCUCCCGAGUUGGUUCCAUGUUAGCCCCGUACGUGGCUGGCAUGACCAUCAUCGCUGCAUGGUUACCACCAGUUGCCUUCGCCAUCGUUCCUAUUGUAGGGGCAAUUACUUGCUACUUCUUGCCUGAGACUAGAGGCAAGACACUAUCAGAUCAUUUGUCUUAG